GUCCCGCAGGGCCGAGGCCAGCAGCUCCGGGGCCAGCCACCAUGUCCUCCACAGUAAACAACGGGGCGGCCAGCAUGCCCUCCCCGCCCGACGCGGCGAACGGCUUCCCGCAGCCGGGCGCCUCGUCGGGGGCCUGGCCGCGGGCAGAGGAGGAGCUGCGCGCCGCGGAGCCGGGACUGGUGAAGCGAGCACACCGCGAGAUCCUGGACCACGAGCGCAAGCGGCGCGUGGAGCUUAAGUGCAUGGAGCUGCAGGAGAUGAUGGAGGAGCAGGGGUACUCAGAGGAGGAGACCCGGCAGAAGGUCAGGACCUUCCGGCAGAUGCUGAUGGAGAAGGAGGGAAUGCUCAUCAGGGAGGACCGGCCUGGGGGCCACAUCGUGGCGGAGACCCCGCGGCUGAUCGAGGGCGCCGAGCCGGGCCUGGAGUACGCGCCCUUCGACGAGGACGACGGUCCAGUGGACUGCGACUGCCCGGCCGCCUGCUACCGCGGGCACCGGGGGUACAGGACCAAGCAUUGGUCCAGCAGCUCGGCGUCGCCCCCUCCCAAGAAGAAGAAAAAAGGCGGCCACCGGAGAAGCCGCAAAAAGAGGAGACUAGACUCCGAGUGCAGCUGUGGGAGCUCCUCACCCCUGCGCAAGAAGAGGAAGAGUGUGAAGAAACACCGCCGAGACAGGUCUGAUUCUGGGUCCCGGAGGAAGAGACGGCACAGAUCUCGAAGCCCCAAGAGCAAAAGAAAAGAAAAGAACAAAGAGAGGAAGAGGCCACAUGUAGAGUCCCCUGGCCGGAGGUCCCAUCGCCACAGCAGCGGCAGCUCCCACAGCCCCUCACUCUCCUCCCACUACAGUGAUUCCAGAUCACCCAGCAGGCUGAGCCCCAAGCACCGAGACGACGGGCGGAAGACGGGCAGCCAGCGGUCCAGCGGGAGCCGGUCGCCUUCCCCGUCCGGCGGCAGCGGAUGGGGGUCGCCCCAGCAGAACGGCGGCAGCAGGCAGCGGAGCGGAGCGCACGGGGGCCGCCCGGGCUCGGCGCACAGCCCGCUCGAUGUACGUACGCUUCGCUUUGCAGAGGGUUCCCGCGCCGCGCGGGCUGCGCCGAGCUGGGUCAGGGCGGAGCAGGGUCGGGGCCGGGUCGCCGCGGGGCAGGGGGCAGUCAGUGCGUCACGGGGCGGGGCCGGCCGCUCCCGCCUCCCAGGCGCUCUCCUGGAAUCGUCCAAGCGGUCGGGAACGCUUGGAUGUUUCGCCCACCCGGCCCUAGUGUCGGUGGGGGAGGGGGGCCUGCACUCGCACGCCGAGGCCGAGGCCGCCCGCGCCCGGCGCCGCUCCCGCAGUUACUCGCCCAUCCGCAAGCGGCGACGGGACUCGCCCAGCUUCAUGGAGCCACGGCGCAUCACCAGUGCCCGAAAGCGUCCCAUCCCCUACUACCGGCCCAGCCCCUCAUCCUCCUCCAGCUGCCUGAGCAGUGACUACUCAAGCCGGAGCCCCAGCCGCAGCCCCAGCCCCGGCCACAGCCACGGAAGCUACAGCAGCCGCAGUCGGACCCGCAGCCGCACGCGCAGCCCCUCUCGGACCCCCAGUCCCAGCUACCACAGCCGGAGCAGCUCAGAGAGUGGGGGCUUCUGAGCCCAGCAGACCCAGCUUCAUGCUCUCAGCACAGGGAGCAGCAAGGGGUCAGGCCCCAGGGCCCGUGGGGGGCCUGCACCCCACUGCUACAAAGAGGUCCUGGGGCCAGAGAAGACCUUGGGGAUGGAUGCCCUGCAGACAUGGAGGGACUGGAUUCUGCUGCUUCUAGAGGGUCCCCACCCCCACCUCCUGCCUGACCACCAUGUCCAGGGAACAAAGAGCCGUUCUGAACACAGGGAUCACCCUGCCCCCCUUCCUGCUUGAUGCCAGCUCACCAGGCUGGGGACCUCAGCUCAGUGGACCCAGGGAUCCUUUGAAGGUGCCAGACCUAGGAGCCUCCCCUGCCACUCCAGAAGACCCUCAGCUCUUAUCUGUCACCAGGUGGACAUGGAGGUGGGACAGCAAGCAGGAGCUAAGUCAGACAGAAGGAAGGAUGGCCUAGCCCUUGGCACACACCAUCCAGGCUGGGGAACUACUCCCUUCUGAGCUGGCAGCAGGAGGACCCUGGCUGAGGGCUGAAGGCUGGCCCCACAGCCUCUCAAAAGCCCUCCCCUAGCCCAGGAGUGCCCAGACUCAGUGGGCCCCUAAGCCUCAGCUUGAGGGUCUGGGAGCUCACCCGUGGUCCCACCUAUCCAAGCCAGGCUUUCCCCUCCUCACCGCAUGCCCUGGGUCAAGGCCAUGCCAGCAGGCCUUCUGCAUGACAAGAGGGGGGACAUAUAGACCACAACAGCAUCUGACCCUGAGAUCAAAAGGGGUUGGGGUCAGGAAGUGGAAGAGAGAAGGAGUAGGUGGAAGAGGAGCCUGUGAGGGGGCAAAGCAAUGCAGUCAAUGACUAAGAGGGCCCCAGUGUCCCAGUGUGCCCAGUGGCUGGGACAUGGGCCAGAUGGCAGCAGGCAGAGAGCAUGUGCUUCCGGGCCUGCUCAAAGGAGCAGGGGGCCCAAAGCAGUACCUCUCCCAGAGAGGGGUGCUACAGCUCUUUGAAGAAAGGGUAAUAUCUAGACUGAGGGCCUUGGCCUGGGUUAAGGAUGGGGAAGCAGUGGUCCCCAGCCCUCUUCUGCUGCUCCCAGCCCCCUCCUCCUGGGGCCCUCAGGGAUCUCAUGAAGUCUUCCUUGGCCCGACAGGGCAGAUACCCUGGGCUCCGGUUGGGGGAGGGGUCUGGGGUCUGAUCCGGGUUCCUCCCUCUCAAUUUCCCCCUCCUCCGCGGUGCGGAUAAAAAUUGGACUCUAAUAAAACACUUGGUGCCCGGACGGCAGGUGGUGAGA
Vicugna pacos (alpaca) is the source of this 2881-nucleotide messenger RNA. The record is from RefSeq and is a predicted model, not a curated record. NCBI's taxonomy places the organism in Eukaryota, Metazoa, Chordata, Mammalia, Artiodactyla, Camelidae.